Biomphalaria glabrata is the source of this 2650-nucleotide messenger RNA. RefSeq lists its product as uncharacterized. NCBI's taxonomy places the organism in Eukaryota, Metazoa, Mollusca, Gastropoda, Planorbidae. The record is from RefSeq and is a predicted model, not a curated record. Gene Ontology annotation, molecular function: protein binding. The coding region runs from base 473 to 2152 and encodes 559 amino acids. The transcript has 6 exons.
CUUAAAACUUUAAAAAAAAUAAAAGCAAGGGAAACUCCCUAAGGCCUAACUGCCCUAACUUAUUACUAACUAGCCUAACUAACUUAUAACUAGGGCAGUAGGGCCGGCUAGGGCUUAGUUUUAGAUUUAGAGUUUAAGGCUAGACUAGAGCCUAGCUCUCAGUAGCAGGCCUAGCUAGACUAGAGUCCUAGAUCUAUAUGAAUAUGUUAGUAUAAGUAUAAUCUAGUCUCAAUCUAGCCAGGGUCCUAUGGUCACCCUGACACAGAUGUCAUUAUGGCAUUUGAAUUUCACAGUAUAAGUGUUACAUGUCCUUCCCUGACAUUAGUGACACUGCAGUUAUUGUUAGCAGAUUUCAGUUCUCAACUUUGACAAGAUAUGGUUUAAAAGUCUUCAAGUGUUCUGAGAUGAUAUACAGAUAACAGUUUUCAUUAUAUGACAUUGUCUAAAAAUUUAAAGAAUAUUUCUUUUAAAAAUGACUGAGGAAAGCGAAGGCAUUACUCAAUUCCUUAGUCAUAUUGGAAUGUCAAAAUACAAAGAUAUAUUUAUAGCUAAAGGUUUUGAUUUAAUUUUUGACAUUCCAUAUCUUACUUCACAUGACUUAGAAAAGGAACUUAUGAUCACAUCAGCACAGGACAAAUUGUUGAUCUUAAGAUGUGCCACUCAGUAUAGACAAAGACCUGAGCAAGCAGUUUAUGACUGGCUGCGAAGCAAUUAUUUGGAACGCUACCAUAUAGAUUUUCAACGUAGUGAACUCACAAAUCUUAAAAAGAUAGCUAGCCUCUCUCUACCUGAUGAAAAUCUCUAUGAUGAACUUGAAAUAGUUCUACCUGGACACAGGAGACGGCUUGAGAGGGCAGUUCAAAAACUGAAACUUGACCAGAAGAAACCCUUGACUCCUGAAGUCCCUGUUGUUAUUGGAAGAUGGUCGAAACCGGCUUGCCUUCUGGAAGCUAAAUUUGAUUUCUUGUGUGUUAAAGCUUUUAUUUCUUCACAUAGUCAGCCAGACAAAAAAGUUUCCAUAGACUUCAUGGUAGACUCUGGUAGUGAUGUGUCAACUAUACAGGAAGACUACAUGGCCAAUUUAAACCUUCAACUCUUGGGUCCUAUAUACAGCUGCGGUAUUCAUGGUGGUAAUCACACUAAUCUUUAUAAGGCACGAUUGAAGCUGGGAGACCAGGAGCUGGACAUAGAGGUAAUGGCCAGUAAUUACAAUUCAUUGGGCAGCAGAGUUGUUAGACAUUUUCGGCACGUUAUAGAUGGAAAUCAUCAUGUUUGGCUAAAAGGAAAUUACAGAGAACCACUUCCCAUUAUAGGAGCUCAAAGCAGCAGUAUACCAUUUUCAUUACCAGGGCCAAGCAUGUCUAAGGCACCUGAGCCUGAGCUUUCCAAUCUGUCUUUGACUAAAAGAAAGCGGCAAGACUCAGGUGAAGACAGUGAUUCUGAAUCUCAUAAAGUCAAGAAACCCAGCCAGAUUGAUAUUGAUACAUCAGAACCAUCAAAACAUUUGAAUGCGAUGAAGACACUGAUAAAUUCAAGUGCUAAUCACUUAAAUCCAGAAAGGAAUGAGCCUGUCAUUUCUGUGGAGCUAAGAACAGGUCACUUUGACUCAUCUGCUCCAAGUUUGAAAAGUGAUUUAUUUCAAGAGCCCAUUGAAAUACAGUCAUCGUCAUCUGCUCAACAGGUAGUACUUCAGGAUAUCGGUACUGAUAAGUCUAUGCUGUCUAGAAAUGUUAAUACUAAUUCAUAUAAAGAUACAGAUGAUGAUAUAGAUCACAUGGAUGUACCAACAGCAAAUAGCUUUCUUCCUCCCCUAACUGAGUUUAGCAACAUUGAGACCCCAAUGUUGAUCUGGGAAGAAAGAUGGCCUCGGAAUUCCCUUUUAGGACAAGAGUCUAAACUUGCUCAGUUAAACAACUCUGAGGAAGUUGUUCAUGUGCAUCAAGGAAAGUCCUGGUUAGUGGAAGGGGAGGAGAGCAUAAACAAUUUUGCUGAGGAAGCUUCUAUAGACAUUGAUGUUGAUAGCCAUGUAACCAGAGAUGUGGUGCUGCAGAAUAAUUUUUUCCAAGCCCAAGACAGCAUAACCUUCAUCUCCCUUACAGAGCUAAACAUGUAUGAUCACGAUGAACUAAACUUUCCUCAAGAGCCAAGCUAGUAUUUUUCAAAUUGCUAUAAUAAUUGAAUAAUUGAAAUACUUAGCAAAUUAUCCUUGCUAACUAGAUCCUUUAUAUUUUUAUACAUUAAGUCAUGAAAAUGUGUUUUUUAUACAAUUUUCAUACAUGUUUAUUUUAAAGUUGACUUUCUACCUAGUGGUGUCUGCUGACCAUGUUUUAAAUGCAUUAUUGUGGCCACUAGAUGGACAUAUUUUGCUAUUGUUUUUUAAAAUAGUUAUCAUAUAGAUAUAUAUUUUAUUAAUAAACAUUUUAUAACAUAAGAGACCAGAUGUGAUAGUUCACAGAUACAAUGAGUUUUAUUUUUAUAAGGAGCUUAGUAUUCAAACUUCUACUUAAACCAGCAAUACAUACAUUUAUUUUUUGUUGAGUCCAUGUUGUUUGUUAUUCUGCUGAACCAUUUACCUACUGCAUUUCCAAUAAUGGCUUAUUUCUUAAUUUAUUAAUGUUCUCUAAUAUGAAUGAAGGAACCAAUAGAUAUU